Molecule: messenger RNA, 2007 nt
Organism: Seminavis robusta
Lineage: Eukaryota; Bacillariophyta; Bacillariophyceae; Naviculales; Naviculaceae
Source: the annotation of a GenBank genome assembly
ACCGCUCAAUUCGCCUCACAUUUUCCCAAUUGAAGUGGAAAGGCGUUGCAGGACUGUUGAUGCUCUAAUCACCAAGGAGUGAUCGCCGAGCCAAACAACGAGACUGUGACAGGCUGACAAAGCGAUCUUGUGACGCCGACAUCCCGUGCAGUGAAUAGUGGCAGCUUAUUCGGAGUGGAGUCACCGUUGUCAGUGGAUGUGGACUGGAGUGUGGUUUCAUUAGAGAUUCCGUUGCUCGACUCUUUCCACUUACUGGGUGUCGCAACGAUUGGCGUUCAAGUCGUCGACGGUCGAUUGGUCUUCUUUGAUUGAUCGCUCCUUCCAAGGUCUUGGAUUUGUUUGCUCUCUAUUUUCUCCACAAUGGGUCCAUCACGGCGCUUCAUCGAAAUCGUGUUAUUGUGCUUUUGCAUUGGUAUACAUCCAGCUGGGAGUCGAAUGCUACGGGGUGAUGCAACGGCUACAAUUCGAAUUAAUACAACCGUUGCUCUGGAAGAUGACAAUGUGGACUCCAUAGCAACAGUGAUUCUGUCAGAGUUGCAGUCCAUCCCAUCCUUCAACAUGCUCACGACGAUCAAUAUCCAGCUCGAACAAGGGGGGUCACGAUGGGAAAUCCACAAGGGAAAGGGGACCACAAAAGACUAUUUUGUGGGUAUCACCAAGGAUAAGGGUGCCAGAGCAAGCUUUUAUCGGCACCAAGUACCGAAUUUGAAUCUUUGUCGCAUUACAGGAAUGAUACAUGACAACCAAAAUGGACUUUGGUAUGAGAUGAAACCAAACGUUGAAGGAGCCUCGCUCGUUUCCGUGAUACCAGACACUGAGAUUGCUCCAUUUCAAGACCCUGUGAUACCUCCGUCAUAUUCUAUCCCGGCAUUAUUGCAUCCACACCCACAACAACAAUUAUCUGAUCAGACAGCUGCAUGGAGGCCUGACCAGUCCUCAACGUUUGGAGACUAUACUUCUCCAGCCAGGCAACUCUUCAAUGCUUUCAUCCCCUUUCUCAGCAUCGACAAGGGCGAUACUGUUGUGGAUAUCAUGGUGGUAUGGACACACUCAGCCGAAUGCAUAAAGUCGCACCUUCCAGCGAAUUGCUCUGUAUCCAGCUCCAGUCGACAAAACAUGAUGCUUGCAAUCAACUUUUUCUUGAAGGAAAGUAAUGCUGUGCUUCAGAAUUCCGGCCUCCACCUACAGCUGCGCCUUGCCCACGGCCAAAGAGUUGUCUAUCAAGAGACCACCUUUAAUCAAGCCUUGACUGAUCUGCAAGAGAAGAGCAUACCCUCUGUGCAGGACCGUCGACUAGAGUACAAGGCUGACAUGGUGAUGCUGCUGAUGGAUCAAACGUUUGACUAUCCCGAGACGGGCAUUGCGUUCAACAACUACGAUCACAUCGACGCAGGCUAUAUGUUAUCCGUGGUUGCCAUACAAUACACUUCCGUCUGGUAUCUUCCACUGCACGAAAUUGGACACAAUUUUGGAUGCUCACACGACCGGGGGACUGCGGAUAUGUGCGACGACCUCAAGAAGUCCAGCUAUGGGUAUCGAGAUCCUCACGGACAAUUCCGCACGAUCAUGUCCUAUCCGUGCCAAGCUCGGCAGUGUGAUACGUUUAGUGGGGGGCACAAAAGCGACUAUUUUGAUUGUCCCCUGAUCCCCUACUUUUCCAACGAUCGGGUGCAAUACUUUGGAUCAUCUUUGGGUGGGAGUUACAAUGAUUGUGCCGGGCAAAUCGAGCGAGUCCAGAACAAGGUAGCCAACUUGUUUUAGCUACUGCUUGCAGCUAACUGCGGCAAACUAUGCUCGUGCAAGUCACGUUAAAAAGCGACCACAUUUGGUCUUUGUCAUUUCAACAAAAGGCAUUAGUGCAACCUUUCAGGUUCCUCAACCAUGACGUAACAACAGAAGAGCGUGCAACUAAUGCAUGCCUACAUUGACCAGCCACCUAGCCAGCUACGCACAUGUAUGGCAAAAACAGAUCUUAUAAAGCUCAAUAAUUAUAUUGAUUUACACCUG